ACCCCGCGUCCCAGACGCGUUUCUGGAGGAGGAAUUUCGGCGUUGGACCUGAGGUCCUACGUAGGCUACGGCGGCGACUUCGGUGCAUGGCGGCUCUAGGACAUCCUGCUCGGGAGGCACCGCCGGCCCCAGGCCCAGGUACCAUCCGCGCGCCCCGCAGACGCCGGGUCCCUGGCCCGGUUCCUGGCUCCCGGAAUCCUCCCACUGUCUGUCUCUGCUCAGGGCAACCCACGUGCAGUGACGCCGCCUGCAGAGCGCACCCCGUAGGCGGUGACACAUCCUUGAAGAAGCAAAAGAAUAAGAAGAAAACCCGGAACAGGGCCUCUGUGGCGAAUGGAGGCGAGAAGUCCUCAGAAAACCUCGCCCCAGAGGAAGCCCCCUUGAGCGCUGAGGCCCAGGCAAAACAGCUGGCCCAGGAAUUGGCCUGGUGCGUGGAGCAGCUAGAGCUGGGGCUCAAGACGCAGAAACCCACCCCGAAACAGAAAGAGCAGGCUAUAGGAGCGAUCCGAACUCUUCGCAGCAAAAGAACCCCCCUGCCCCGGAAGAGGCAGCUGAUGCGCUCCAUGUUUGGGGACUACAGGGCUCAGAUGGAAGCUGAGUGGCAUGAGGCUCUGCGGGCUCUCAGGGCUGCUGCCCAUUCAGCCCAGGUACAGCCUGUAGAUGAGACCACCAGAAAGAAGAGCCGAAGGGUCUGCAGGCCUCGCCCUGUAGGGAGAGCCAAGGCCACUGUGGACACUCCUGAUGAAGAGUUUAGGUUCAAUUUCUUUUAGCCUCUCUCCAAUCCUGCCCCUCCCCAGGGGUACUGUGGGGUUUGUCCUGAGUGCAGAAUUUUCCCAGGAAUUCUCUGUUGACACAUGUGAGGUUGGUCUGUCCCUGGCUGGUCCAAGGAUCUGGGCCUGUUGGUCAGGUAUGGGACCUUCCAAUAGGCACAGGACCCCAUUUGUAGGUUUUCUGAUGAAAUGCUCCUCCUGCCAGAAGAGAGACAGAGGUACCUUUAGAAAAUCUUCUACACUAAAUUGAAAUGCAUGUUCAGUGUGUUAUAGAAAGGAUAUUGUACUCAGUCUUUAGGUUGGUAGCAAGGAUUGGUGGGGGAACUAUGUAACUGUACACUGUGCUCACUUUUAAAGGAUGCCUUAUCAAAUGGUUUAGUGGUUCAUCCUAUUAUGUCACUUUGCCCUAAUCUCUAUUUUUGAUAAAAAUGGAUAAUGAAUAAA
This is a messenger RNA of Microcebus murinus (gray mouse lemur), 1214 nucleotides long. RefSeq names its product chromosome 7 C8orf33 homolog (gene C7H8orf33). Lineage: Eukaryota; Metazoa; Chordata; Mammalia; Primates; Cheirogaleidae. The record is from RefSeq and is a predicted model, not a curated record.